Molecule: messenger RNA, 2523 nt
Organism: Larimichthys crocea (large yellow croaker)
Lineage: Eukaryota; Metazoa; Chordata; Actinopteri; Sciaenidae
Gene: cpsf6
Product: cleavage and polyadenylation specific factor 6
Molecular function (GO): RNA binding
Source: RefSeq, a predicted model, not a curated record
UUCCCUCCCUGCUCUCAUUGUUUGUGGCUCACUUUUUUUUUUGCUCUGCACCGCCGGGCGGAGAGAGACGGGUCAGAGGAAAAUGGCGGACGGUGUGGAUCACAUCGACAUCUACGCCGACGUAGAGGAGGAAUUUAGCCAGGAAGCCGACUACCCAGUUCACGAGCAGAUUGACCUGUAUGACGAUGUAAUAUCCCCAUCGGCCAACAAUGGUGACGCUCCAGAAGACCGUGAUUACCUGGACGCACUGCCUGCACCAGGUGGCACAGAGGGAGGGAAGAGCGCCCCGCCCAACGUGGUGUACACUUACACAGGCAAAAGGAUCGCCUUGUACAUAGGAAACCUCACAUGGUGGACGACAGAUGAGGACCUGACAGAAGCCAUCCGGUCGAUAGGCAUCACAGAUGUGCUGGAGAUCAAGUUCUUUGAAAACAGAGCCAACGGCCAGUCGAAAGGGUUUGCGCUGGUGUGCGUGGGCUCAGAGGCAUCAUCCAGGAAGUUAAUGGAGCUGUUGUCAAAGAGGGAGCUUCAUGGUCAGAAUCCCAUCGUCACACCGUGCAACAAACAGUCCCUGAGUCAGUUUGAGAUGCAGUCACGCAAAAGUACCCAGUCAGGCCAGAUGUCUGGGGAAGGUAAAGCCGGUCCCCCUGGUGCUGGUCCUCGUGGAGGUUUCCCCAUGGGUCGAGGCAGAGGCAGGUUCCCUGGACCACCUGGCCCCGGAGGAGACCGCUUCCCUGGCCCCGUUGGGCCUGGAGGGCCACCACCACACUUCCCUGGCUCGGGGAUGAGACCAGAUCUGAUUAGGCACCAAGAUGGCCCUCUGAUGGAUAUGAGUUUCAAUCCCUUCCCGCCGGGGGGCAGGAACGGGAGCUGGCGUGGCAGAGGUGGGAUGCAGGGUCCCCCACGUCCCCCUCCCGGUCCACCUGGUCCCCCUGGCCCUCCAGGACCUCCACCUCCUGGCCAGGGUCUCCCCCCUCCUCUCGCUGGUCCUCCAAAUCGUGGCGACAGGCCUCCUCCCCCUGUUCUCUUCCCUGGUCAGUUCGGUCAGCCUCCAAUGGGACCCCUCCCCCCAGGUCCUCCUCCUCCAGGUUACGGCCCUCCCCCUGGUCCCCCACCUCCUCAACAGGGCCCUCCACCCCCAGGACCAUUCCCUCCUCGCCCCCCAGGCCCAAUUGGGCCCCCCAUGGCUUUGGCUCCACCUCCACAUAUGCCAGGUCCACCACCGGGUGGACCACCCCCGGCACCCCAUGUCAACCCUGCGUUCUUCCCCCCACCUGGAAAUAACAACAUGCCCCCCAAUGACAGCCGAGGGCCCCCUGGACCAAAUGACCCAUAUGGACGCCCGCCUCCAUAUGAGAGAGGGGACUACGGUCCUGGAGGCCGGGAGAUGGAGGCAUCCCGGACGCCCCUGAGCGAGGCAGAGUUUGAGGAGAUCAUGAACAGGAACAGAGCUAUCUCCUCCAGCGCCAUAUCAAGAGCAGUGUCUGAUGCCAGUGCAGCUGACUAUGGCAGCGCUAUAGAGACUUUGGUGACAGCCAUCAGUCUGAUUAAGCAGUCCAAAGUUUCAGCAGACGACCGCUGUAAAGUCCUCAUCAGUUCCUUGCAGGACUGUCUCCACGGCAUUGAGUCAAAAAGCUAUGGUUCUGCCUCCAGGCGAGAGCGUUCCAGGGAACGAGACCACAGCCGCUCUAGAGAAAAGAGCCGACGUCACAAGUCCCGCAGUCGUGACCGGCAUGAGGACUAUUACAGAGAACGCAGCAGGGAGCGGGACCGCCAUCGCGAGAGGGACCGCGACCGAGACCGCGAAAGAGAGAGGGAGAGGGAGUACCGACAUCGCUAGACAGCAAGGGAGCUAACGAGGAUCAAGGAUGGAUGGAAGGAAAAGGAGGAUGAAUUUCAGUGCGCCACCACCUCCCCACCCUGCAUGACCGGAAAGGAUUACAACCACCAUCUCUUCCUCCUCCACCCCUCCAUCUCUCCUCUCCGUCUCCACCCAUCCUUCUUUCUGUCUGUUCAUCUUGUCUGCCUGACUAAGAGCAGUGGAUGGAAGACCCUGACCUGUGUAAGGCUAUGUUAUCUAAACAUCUAUACUCGUGGUAACUAAAGAUGAAAGAAAAAACUUUCCAAACAGCUCUUUUAUUUUUACAAUGUUUUAUUUGACAUGAACAUGACUACUUGUGAUGCUUUUUUUGCAAAUAAAUAAUAAAAAUGCCCCUCACAAUUCCUGCUUAGACACAAACAUUACAUCCACUUUUUUUUAUUUUUCCUUGGCUCGCUGUACUGUGUACAUUCGAUUUAGAGAUCAGUUUUUAUAGGGUACAUAUUUGAUGUUUUCUCCCUACCCCUCCCUCUCAUUCUCAUUUAUUCUUUUCAUAGUUAGUAUGUUUGUAAAUGUUUCUCUGCUUUUGAUUAAAAACUAGAUGGUGUUGUAAUAAAAAAUGUUUACUGAGGUACUCGAUGCAUUCAGUGAAUUCCUCUACAUGUUUGGCUCAUUUAUAUUAAAUGUAUGUUUUGGACUUCAAA